CGCUCGGAGUGGCCAUGAUGGCGACUCUGUGGGGAAGCCUCCCGCGUCUUGGCUCCUUGCUCAGCCUGUCCUGCCUGGCGCUGGUGGUGCUGCUGCUGGUGCGGAAGGCCAACGCCACCAAGAAUUCGGAGGAUGUUCGGUGUAAAUGUAUUUGUCCUCCCUAUAAAGAUAUUCCUGGACAUAUUUAUAAUAGGAACAUAUCCCAAAAAGAUUGCUAUUGCCUUCAUGUUGUGGAGCUCAUGUCUGUGAGGGAGCCUGACAUAGAAGCAUACUGUCUGCGCUGUGAAUGCAAACAUGAGGAAAGAAGCUCUGUAACAAUCAAGGUUACCAUUAAAAUUUACCUGUCCAUUUUGGGUCUUCUACUUCUAUACAUGGUGUACCUUACUCUGGUUGAGCCCAUACUGAAGAGACGCCUAUUUGGACACUCACAAUUAAUACAGAGCGAUGACAAUGUUGGGGAUCACCAGCCAUUUGCAAAUGCCCACAAUGUGCUGGCCCACUCCCGCAGUCAAGCCAAUGUGCUGAACAAGGUAGAGUAUGUCCAGCAGCGCUGGAAGCUUCAAGUUCAAGAGCAGCGGAAGUCUGCCUUUGACCUCAUGUUGUCCUCAGCUAAUUGAGAAUCAAAUUCAAGGUAACUAGAAAGCAACAAUGCAGGCAACUGGAAAAAAACUGACUGAUUUUUCCUGGGCUUUGUUUUUAACACCCUGUUGAUUUCACCAACUCUUGCUGGAAAAUUCAAAACCCGAAACAGAAAUGUGCUUGGAAUUUUUUUUCUUGUUAACAUAUUAAUAGAGACAUUUUUUAAAGUACACACCAAGUCGCCAAUAAACCUUAUCCUAUUUGUG
Myotis daubentonii (Daubenton's bat) is the source of this 845-nucleotide messenger RNA. RefSeq names its product transmembrane protein 9B-like. Bases 15 to 617 code for a protein of 200 amino acids. NCBI's taxonomy places the organism in Eukaryota, Metazoa, Chordata, Mammalia, Chiroptera, Vespertilionidae. The record is from RefSeq and is a predicted model, not a curated record. The transcript has a single exon.